Messenger RNA from Prosopis cineraria, 885 nucleotides. Its product is annotated as NAC transcription factor 29-like. Gene Ontology annotation, molecular function: DNA binding. Gene Ontology annotation, biological process: regulation of DNA-templated transcription. The record is from RefSeq and is a predicted model, not a curated record. NCBI's taxonomy places the organism in Eukaryota, Viridiplantae, Streptophyta, Magnoliopsida, Fabales, Fabaceae. Bases 1 to 885 code for a protein of 294 amino acids. The transcript is spliced from 4 exons.
AUGACGACGAAGGAGGAUGAGAAGAUGGAGGCAAAACUGAAGGGUUUCAAAUCUGAUGGUCUGGUCAUCAACGAGCUUGUGGGAGAGGGACGUGGAUUUCAGUUUUGCCCUACAGAACAAGAGCUGAUUAUGGCCUAUUUGAAGAAGAAAGUGAUGGAUGAGCCGUUAGAACCAAACCCAAUCAUUGAAGUUGAAAUUUACAAGUUCAAUCCUCAACAGCUAUCCAAUAGAAAAUAUACAAACGGAAAGAGGCCAAAACGAUCAACACUAGAUGGAUACUGGAAGGCAAUAAGAAAAUGUCAAUCAAUUCAUUCAGAAGAUGGAACAACUUUAAUUGGUAAAUGGAGAACUUUGGUUUAUUACGAAGGCACUUAUCAGCAAAGUAAGAAGACUCAUUGGAUCAUGUGUGAGUAUUUUCUGGAUGAGAUAACACAUGCAAGAACAAGUCCUUUGGAUAUGAAGUUGGAUGAUUGGGUUUUGUGUAAGAUUUACAAGAACAAUAAGAACUACAAGAAUAGCUGUACUGAGAAGGAAACAUGGUUAGAACCAUUAAGAAUGGAGUCAAUUCAAAUGACUUGUUCUUUACAAAUAUUGCCUCAACCUCCUCAAUCACAACUUGAAAGCGACAACAUGGAUCAAUUUCAGUUCAAUAAUCCUCAUUCAUCAGAAAUCUCUCAUGCUUUUCCUGGUCCCGCAUCUUUUUAUGAAAUUAUAAAUAAAAAGUCAAGUUCAGAUGAUGUUUGGAAAUACAUAGAUCUUGAGAAUUUGGACACAGAAAACAAUGAUCCUAUGGUCUCAAGCAUGCUUCCUUCUAUGGUGGACACAACUACAUCAUCAGUAACAUUUCACCCAGAAAUGGAGUCUUCAAGCUUCAUAUUCAUCUAA